UCCCCUUCUUCUACCUCCCUCUCUCCGUCUCUCUCCUCCUUGUCCCUCUCCCCUUUUUUAAAAUAAAUUCCCUUCUCCUGCAAAGCAUUACUGGGAUUUCCAUAUCGGUGAUGCAACGGGGUGAUGAGAGCGGAGGAAAUGCUGGAAAGGGAGCUAGAUCUUUUUUUUUUCUUUUUCAGAAUUCCCAUUGUCUUCGGAUGGCGAGGCUUCCGGAGACUCUGAAAAUCCAAUUCUGAGCUUGUAGGAUGAGUGGGGGGAAAGCGAGCCGCUAUACUUAACAUCGUCCCCCGAGACAGACAGAGAGACAGACAGACAGGGAUAAAACGGUGAAAUCCAAAAAGAGGGGGCCGGGGCAAAACCCUGCUUUACUGUGCCAUCCCAAGGUGAAAGAGCUGUCCUGCGGUUUCUGGAAAAGAAGAAAGGGGGACGAGAUGUAAAGAUAGUCGACAGUGUGGGAGGCGACAUUAGAAGGAGCUUCUUGGCCCAGGUUUGUGACCUGGAUUCUACAUCUCUUUCUCCGUGAGAAAAUGUCACACCUCCUUAGUAAUCAGCAGUUUCUGGUAACAACAUAACCCUGAACUGACUUCUUAAAAGCACUGCUUCCUGUCAAACCCUGCACCUCAACAUCCUGAUAGUAAACAAGAACCAGAAAAGGAAAUUUAACAGUCUAAGAUGAGCAAAGCACAGGAAACAAAACAUUUGGAAGUUCAGUACUGUCGAUCACAGUAUGAUGGAGGGGAGCAGACAGACGAGAGUGUCCCGUCCUUACAAGAUUAGCGAAUCAUCAAAGGUGUACAGAUGGGCCGACCAUCCCAGCACCGUCCUGCAGAGGCUGAACGAGCAGAGGCACCGGGGCCUCUUCUGCGACGUCGUCCUGGUCGCCGACGAGCAGCGGGUCCCCGCUCACCGAAACCUCCUGGCCGUGUGCAGCGACUAUUUCAAUUCGAUGUUCACCAUCGGCAUGCGCGAGGCCCACCAGAAGGAGGUGGAGCUGAUCGGGACCUCGUACGUCGGCCUCAAGGCGGCGGUGGACUUCCUGUACGGCGGCGAGCUCCCCCUGGACGGGGGCAACAUCGACUACGUCUUGGAGACCGCCCACCUCCUGCAGAUCUGGAAGGCGGUCGACUUCUGCUGCGAGUACCUGGAGAACGAGGUGAGCGAGGAGAACUACCUCUACCUCCAGGAGCUGGCCUCCAUUUACAACCUGAAGCGGCUGGACUCCUUCAUCGACCGCUUCAUCCUGCGCAACUUCGGCACGCUCUCCUUCACCCCGGACUUCCUGCAGAACCUCUCGGUCCAGAAGCUCUGCCAGUACCUCUGCAGCAGCCACGUGCAGCAGGAGUGCGAGCACGACCUGCUGCAGGCCGCCUUGCAGUGGCUGACCCAGUGCCCCGAGAGGGAGGCGGAUGCCUCCCGGGUCCUGGAAAACAUCCACUUCCCGCUCAUUCCCAAAAGCGACCUCCUCCACCGGGUCAAGCCGGCCGUCUGCUCCCUGCUCCCCGGGGAGGCGGACUGCGAGGGCUUCAUCGAGGAGGCGGUGAGCUACCACAACGACGUCGCCGCCCAGCCCGUCCUGCAGAACAAGCGGACCGCGCUCCGCACGGAUGAGGAGCGGCUCCUGUUUGUGGGAGGGGAGAUCUCGGAGCGGUGUCUGGAGCUCAGCGACGACACCUGCUUUCUGGACACGCAGAAGGCCCAGUGGGUCACGGAAACGCCCCUCCCGGCCAGGCGGAGCCACCACUGUGUCGCCGUGCUGGGGGGCUUCAUCUUCGUAGCUGGAGGCAGUUUCUCAAGAGACAAUGGAGGGGAUGCAGCAUCAAAUAUUCUCUAUAGGUACGAUCCCCGCUGUAACCAGUGGAUAAAGGUGGCCUCCAUGAAUCAGCACCGAGUGGAUUUCUACCUUGCGUCCAUCGUAGACAAGCUGGUCGCUAUUGGCGGAAGGAAUGAGAAUGGAGCGCUUUCUUCGGUGGAGACCUACAGCCCUAUAAGUGAUUCCUGGUCCUAUGUAGCAGGCUUGCCAAGAUUUACUUAUGGUCACGCUGGCACCGUCUACAAGGAGUGCAUUUAUAUAUCGGGAGGACACGAUUAUCAAAUCGGUCCUUACAGGAAAAACCUCCUCCGCUAUGACCACCGCACGGACGUUUGGGAAGAAAAGAGACCCAUGAUCACCGCCCGGGGAUGGCACAGUAUGUGCAGCUUGGAGGACAACAUCUAUUCCAUCGGAGGCAGCGAUGAUAACAUCGAAUCCAUGGAACGCUUUGACAUUCUGAGCGUGGAGUCCUACAGCCCUCAGUGCAAUCAGUGGACCAGAUGUGCGCCCUUGUUGCAGGCCAACAGCGAGUCUGGUGUGGCAGUCUGGGAAGGGAAGAUUUAUAUCCUGGGGGGGUACAGCUGGGAAAACACAACCUUCUCCAAAACGGUGCAGAUUUAUGACCCGGAGAAGAAUAAGUGGUGCAGGGGGACGGACCUUCCCAAGGCUAUCGCUGGAGUGUCCGCGUGUGUUUGUGCGUUGAAGCCCAGGCCGGAAGAUAAAAAGAAAAAGAUUAAAACAAAGAAGCAUCAGGACCGAGGCCGAUGACUCGGUGGGGAUAACCCAGUCUCGGGGAGUGAGAAAGCAACAACUUUUUAAUAUCUCUUGGUUUUAAAAAAAAAAAAAAGAAAAUAAUGGGAAUUUGUGAAACUUAAGGAAGUGUGCUGUGCAUGUAUUCCCGGGGAUCCUGGCAAGAAAAGUGCUAUUUUGGUGAGGUGGAGAUGAAUGUUCGGUAAUCCUGUUGUACAUUUAGCCGCAGCUUAUCACAUAGCUGGUGCCUGACAGUGCCGCAGAUUAAUAACAGGUUAAUGUUACACAGACUGCUGAAUACUUUUAACUUACUUAAAAAGUAAAUAGGAGACAGAGGUCAGGGUGUCUGUAUUUUAUAACGUCGGUUUCCCUCCCAGCACAAAGACCUGUAGUGGAAAUAUUCAGACUACAAAACUCAUGUGAUAACUUUGUCAGUAGUCUCAUCUCACUGAGGUUUUGUUUUUAAUGCCUUUUAGAAUCACUAUUAUUUAGUAUGCAGAUUAGAUUGCCAAAAGUCUGGUACGUAGCGGUAAAAUACUGAAUUUCUUAAGCCGAUGGCCUUGCUUGAUUAUUACAUUGAAAGGAUAUCUCUCAAAGUGAGUUGCCCGACCAGGGUGAGAUUAAGACUGCAUUUUUACUUGAGACAUUUCAGGGUUGUAUUAUUUUGUAAGGACCAGCUAGCACUGAUGAGGGGAGAUGGUCGAUUUGAGCCUCCCAUUAGUUAGUUGAACUGCCCUCUGGUGUCUAGUUGGCUGCAUUUGGCCGAUUCUGGCAUGGAGAAUCCCAUUUUCUUGUUCUCAGUAUUGAAACAGGGAAAGCUGUUGGGAAGUUCUCUGAGUUUCAUUUAUAGUCCUAUGAAAGCAACUUCAGAAUGAGAAUAUCCAGUUGAAAGUCUUUAAGAUUGGGCUAACUAAUGAAAUUUGGUUUAGUGGGUUUAGUUUUUUUUUUUUACAUUAGUUUUAUUUUAGCUUUUACGGUCCACGCGAAACACCUGCAUGACCAGUGUAUUUUGGAUAAUAUUCUUAAUGACAUUUCCAGAUGUCAGUGGUUAAUGCAUAGAUAAUACAGCUACUACUUCUGGCAGACAUCAUUAUGUUAACGUAAUCAUGAUUGGUUUAGCAUGUUGGAUUCCAAAAUCAUUCUAAAACAAUACCCAAAGCACCCAAGAUCAUGAUUUGUUCAGCAUGUUGGAUCGCAAAAUCAUUCUAAAACUUAAUACCCAAAGUACCCAAAAUCAUGAUGAGUUUAGCAUGUUGGAUCGCAAAAUCAUUCUAAAACUUAAUACCCAGAGAAUCCAAAAUCAUGAUUAGUUAGCAUGUUGGAUCCCAAAAUGAUUCUGAAACUUAAUAUCCAAAGCUUCCAAGCAAAAGCUAACCAACUCAGCCGCGUGGAGGACGAUGAAAACUUAGUUUUAAAAAAAAAUCAAAAUACAUACCAAUUCAGUUUGGCAGUGGAGAUUUUAAUAAUUCAUCACAGUGAUUAAAGUAUUUAAGGAGCUGACAGAAUCAAUUGUAAAUUGACAAGAACAUUUUGCAGUGAGAGGGUUGAGAAAAACUUUAAAAAUGUUUUAAAUCACAUUUCACUAAUUUAAAAUAAUUAUUCACAGAAUAUGUAGACCUUAGCAUGGAAGCUCCUCAUGGGUAGGAAACUUGCCACCACUCUAUCUAGAUUUUCCCAAAUACAGUACCUGGUGGGUGUUCAAUGAAUACUCUUACUGCCACUAGAAAUCUGGCUAAUCGGGGAAAGCCCUAGAAAUUCUUACCCUCCUAGGCUUCCUGUCUCAUCUCCUAGUCAAGCCAGGAAUUCUAUUCUUGGAUAGCCUGUGAGUUUGACAAUAGUUUAAUUGGGAUCAGAGGAUAUGGAGAGGGAAGACCAUAAAUUUAAGCUAUCUUGAAGGUUUUGGAUAGCUUGAAAAUGAGUGGAAGCUGUUGCUCCAAUUCAUGAUAGGCUGAAUUUCACUUAUGGUGAUUUUCAUUCAUUCAGUAGUAUUUAUUGAGCGCUUACUAUGUGCAGAGCACUGUACUAAGCACUUGGAAUGUACAGUUCGACAACAGAUAGAGACAAUCCCUGCCCAAUGAUGGGCUCUCGAUUUUGAUAUUGCCGAAGUGUCCUCCAGUGUCCACUCACUUGCUGAGCGUAUUAAGGAUGACAUUUUAGCCAUGACUGAAAUUUCUUGGAUUUUCUGUGUUACUGACUUUAAUAUAACAUUUUGUGGUGGGUCUCUCUCUCAAAUGUUUACGGUGAAGACCCCAUCAGCAGAAUGGUACGGAGUCUAAAGCAUCAGCUUUGACGGAGGGUGUGGUUGGUUUUUUUCCAUUUUUAAGCAAGUACUCAGUGUUAUUUACAAUGGAAUUGUAUACUGUGAAGAUGAAUCAACUAUACUAUGCCUCCCUCUUCAAAUGUCCAAAGGUUUUUGAAGAUUAUAUAGUAUUUGCUGCACAUGUAUCUUAUUCUUAACCAAGUAAGUCUACAACAGAGACUAAUUUCUUGCAGGUUAAUAUAAAUAAUCCAGUAUUUCAAGAAGGUUCAGUUACUUAAUCUAUAAAUUCAAAAAAGAAUUUCACUUAAAAUUAUGGGCAAUUUUCUGAGUAACAUUUUAAAUGAAUAUUAUGUUACAAAAUAAAAACAAAAUUUGACUAACAAAGAGGAUCAACAUACAGCUUUUAAAGUUCAUCUUCACGAGGACGAGUGAUUUGUUUAGAGAAGCAGCAUGGCUCAGUGGAAGGAGCACGGGCUUUGGAGUCAGAGGUCAUGGGUUCGAA
Messenger RNA from Ornithorhynchus anatinus (platypus), 5322 nucleotides. It is a transcript of the gene KLHL36, whose product is annotated as kelch like family member 36. The coding region runs from base 728 to 2578 and encodes 616 amino acids. Gene Ontology annotation, molecular function: cullin family protein binding. The transcript has 7 exons. The record is from RefSeq and is a predicted model, not a curated record. NCBI's taxonomy places the organism in Eukaryota, Metazoa, Chordata, Mammalia, Monotremata, Ornithorhynchidae.